AUGCGCAAGCGUGCCUUCUUGAGUGGGGAUUGGCUGGCGACGGGCCGGGCCGGGGCGGGACUCCAGCCUCGGCGCACGCUCUGUGGGCGGAGAGGGCGGGGUUGCCGGUGCCAGUUGGUCCGAGUGUCCAGGCCUGAGGUAUCCUCCCGAUCCCUCCCCCUGCCGGCGCCUCAAACGGCAGACCAUUCAUCAAGAAUUUUGUAUCCAAGACCCAAAAGUUUGUUACCGAAGAUGAUGAAUGCUGACAUGGAUGCAGUUGAUGCUGAAAAUCAGGUGGAACUGGAGGAGAAAACACGACUUAUUAAUCAAGUGUUGGAACUCCAACACACCCUUGAAGAUCUCUCUGCAAGAGUAGAUGCAGUUAAGGAAGAAAAUCUGAAGCUAAAAUCAGAAAACCAAGUUCUUGGACAAUAUAUAGAAAACCUCAUGUCAGCUUCUAGUGUUUUUCAAACAACUGACACAAAAAGCAAAAGAAAAUAAGGGAUUGAUAUCCCUUAUGUCUUAUGGAAUUGCUGCUGAUCUUUUUUUCUUUAAAACUUGGAUAGAUUCCAAAAGUUAUAGUACUUUUGUUUGUGGCUUCACUGAGUAUUUAUGAAGAUAGUGUCAGAUCUAAGCAAAAUUAAGAGCAUAACAGAAGACUUCCAUGAGUUUGUGUAUUAUGUUAGUCUAUGAAAAUGUGCAAAGGUAUUGUAGAGACUUUAUAAUUAGAAAUGCAUAUAUUUAUGAAACUUGAAAAUGAAUGUUAUAUCAAAUUUGCUUUUAUAGGUUUAGCAUUGUCUUUUAUUAUAGGCAUAGUUAGAGAUACAAGAAAAUAACCACCGUGUUGUGAAAAAGUGACCAAAAUCACGUACUGAAUGCACAGCUUUAUAUACCCUGUCCACCAUCGUGUGCCUCUUCUCCAUUUGCUUUCUUCCCAUUUUCCUUCCCCUAAGGAAAAAAUUGGUUUCACAUUUGUAAAAAGUAAUUUCAGUAGUUAA
Balaenoptera acutorostrata (minke whale) is the source of this 977-nucleotide messenger RNA. RefSeq names its product short coiled-coil protein (gene SCOC). The record is from RefSeq and is a predicted model, not a curated record. Lineage: Eukaryota; Metazoa; Chordata; Mammalia; Artiodactyla; Balaenopteridae. The transcript is spliced from 4 exons. The coding region runs from base 1 to 480 and encodes 159 amino acids. Gene Ontology annotation, cellular component: trans-Golgi network.